Molecule: messenger RNA, 1311 nt
Organism: Eucalyptus grandis
Lineage: Eukaryota; Viridiplantae; Streptophyta; Magnoliopsida; Myrtales; Myrtaceae
Product: peptidyl-prolyl cis-trans isomerase FKBP16-1, chloroplastic
Exons: 8
Coding region: 355-822 (155 amino acids)
Molecular function (GO): peptidyl-prolyl cis-trans isomerase activity
Source: RefSeq, a predicted model, not a curated record
ACGAACUCCAUCUUCUUGUGGACGUUUGUCGGUUUCGUCUCCGACAUCGGCUCGUGGUUUUGUCUCCACUCCACGCAUCGAACAACCUCUUAGGGAGGCAAAUUGAUCUCGGUAGCUAGGAAUGACCAUGGUCUGGUCGAAUUCUCUGGUAUGCCUGGCGCUCUGGCGGCAGUGUGAGUUUCUUUUGAGGUGAUCAGAUUGGGAUUUGAGCUGACGCUUUCUCGUCUGGAGAAUUCGAUUGCAUCUGGCCCCAGAAGCAUUAGGCAAUCUGAGAUUGGUGAGGGCAGACUCUGUCUUGAAAAACAUCCAUCGCUUCCCAUCAAGAAAUUACGCAGGAGAUUGCUUGUAGAGUUUAUGGGGUUUAUUCCAUCUGUCCUAUAUGCUCUUCCCGCUGUCGCCGCACCUAUGUUCGAGAUGAAGGAACCUGAAGUGAUUCGGACGUCGAAGCUUCCAGAUGGGGUGAGGUUUCAAGAGAUUGUUGAAGGGGAAGGACCAGAAGCCCAUGAUGGAGACCUUGUCGAAGUUAAUUAUGUGUGCAGGCGCUCAAAUGGGUAUUUCGUUCAUAGUACUGUAGAUCAGUUUAGUGGAGAAAGCAUGCCCAUUUUACUUCCACUGGAUGAGAACCAAAUCAUCAAAGGUCUCAAGGAAAUUCUGAUUGGCAUGAAGGUUGGAGGAAAGAGGAGAGGAUUGAUCCCUCCUUCUGUUGGAUACAUAAACGAAAACCUGAAGCCAAUCCCUGAUGAGUUUGGACCUCAGAGAAGCCUUUUGUCACACGCGAAAGAGCCUUUGAUAUUUGAGGUGCAGCUAUUGAAAGUGCUAUGACAUUGUUUCGUGAUAUCCUGACAAUAUUCCUCCUGUGUUCGUUCAAGUUUUUCACAUCUGAGGAAUGUCUUAAGAUGCUCAGACAUCCUCAAGAAGACCACUACUCAUGUUGGUCUCACUUGAACAGGAUCUGCUCUGUCAAGACAGACGGCCCCUCCCCCUGCCCCCUUUCCUCUCUCCUUGCUUUUUUAACAUGCGUGUGCGUUAGCAAUGGGAGCCUGACUUGAUUUGAUGACCCCCCUUAAUUUUUUGUGCAAUCUUUUACCAAUCUUCUUUCAUUUUCAAAUGGGUGGAAUCGGGCGAUGACAGACACGUAGGUUAGGUUUGCUUGUACCAUGUAAUUUAUUGUUAUACCGUAUGUACGUCGCAAAGCAAUCACUUUCCCAUUUCGAUGUAAAUACAACAUUAGUUGUAGUUUCAGUUCCUAGUCGUGACAAUCUGCUGCGGCACGCACGCAUAUUGCUUAAGAAGCUACAGCUUUUCUGAUAA